Molecule: messenger RNA, 6150 nt
Organism: Cylas formicarius (sweet potato weevil)
Lineage: Eukaryota; Metazoa; Arthropoda; Insecta; Coleoptera; Brentidae
Gene: Gyc88E
Product: soluble guanylate cyclase 88E
Exons: 12
Coding region: 185-2731 (848 amino acids)
Biological process (GO): response to oxygen levels; cGMP biosynthetic process; nitric oxide-cGMP-mediated signaling
Cellular component (GO): guanylate cyclase complex, soluble
Molecular function (GO): guanylate cyclase activity; oxygen sensor activity; heme binding
Source: RefSeq, a predicted model, not a curated record
UUGUCUGUGUAAUUAUGACGUCGAAUCCAGAGUACCACGCGGUCGAAUCAGUUGGUGCAAGUCGUUAACCGAUCCGGUGCAGUUCGCGCAGGUUCUAUGCGUUCGCAACGUUUCGUCCCGUGCCUGUAAGAAAGGGGGUUGAAUUUUUCGCGUACGUCGUCGCCUAGAAUAAGACAAAUGCAAAAUGUACGGAUUAAUAAUAGAAAACAUGGCGGAAUACAUCAAGCAAACGUACGGCGAGGACAAGUGGGAGGAAAUCAGACGCGCGGCUCAGGUAGACCAGCCAAGUUUCAGCACGCACCAAGUGUAUCCAGAGGGGCUCAUACCGAGACUCUCGAAGAAGGCCGUUCAGAUACUGAAGGUGAGCGAGAAGGAUUUUUUCGACCAGAUGGGCGUCUUCUUCAUAGGUUUCAUCAGUCAGUACGGCUAUGACAGAGUGCUGUCCGUUCUGGGGCGGCAUAUGCGCGAUUUCCUCAACGGCCUCGAUAAUCUGCACGAGUACUUGAAGUUUUCCUAUCCGCGAAUGAGGGCGCCUAGUUUCAUUUGCGAGAAUGAAACAAAACACGGUCUGACCCUUCACUAUCGCAGCAAACGGAGGGGAUUCGUCUACUACACGAUGGGGCAGAUCAGAGAGGUGGCCCGGCAUUUUUACCACAAAGACAUGAAAAUCGAGCUCGUGCGGGAGGAGUUGCUGUUCGACAUGGUCCACGUGACUUUUCAGCUGACGUUCGACAAUCGCGCGUUCACCCUCGCCUCCCUGACGAUGACUAGGGAGGAGAAACACUUGCCGAUAAGCGCGUCGGUGUUGUUCGAGAUAUUUCCGUUUUGCAUCGUAUUCGGAUCGGACAUGAUCGUUCGCAGCAUCGGCAACUCACUGAUGGUGAUAAUGCCCGACCUGUUGGGCAAAAAGAUCACCAAUUGGUUCGACCUGGUCAGGCCGCUCACUGCUUUUAAGUUUAGCUCGAUAUUAAACCGCACGAAUAACAUAUUCGAAUUGGUAACAGUUGAACCCAUCCUUAACGAUAAACCAUCAAACGGGCGCAGAGAACUGAUACUUAGCGACGAAAUGACAGACUCGUUCCUAGAAGAGAAAAGUCUCAGGCUAAAAGGUCAGAUGAUCUACAUGGACAACUGGAAAAUGAUGAUGUACCUCGGUACGCCGGUCAUGCCCGACCUUAACUCACUCAUUAACUCUGGAUUGUACAUAAACGAUCUAUCAAUGCACGAUUUCAGUCGCGACCUAAUGCUGGCCGGUACCCAGCAAUCGGUCGAAUUGAAACUGGCCCUCGAUCAGGAACAACAGAAGAGCAAAAAGCUGGAGGAAUCGAUGAGGAAAUUGGACGAGGAGAUGAGGAGAACGGACGAGCUGCUCUACCAGAUGAUACCUAAACAGGUGGCGGAUCGACUGAGGAAGGGUGAGAAUCCCAUCGACACCUGCGAGAUGUUCGAUAGCGUGUCGAUACUCUUCUCCGACGUCGUCACCUUCACAGAGAUCUGUAGCCGGAUAACCCCGAUGGAGGUGGUGUCUAUGUUGAACGGCAUGUAUUCAAUCUUCGACCGAUUGACGGAACGUAACAGGGUGUACAAAGUGGAGACUAUUGGGGACGCUUACAUGGUGGUAAGCGGGGCGCCGGCCAAAGAAGGCAAUCACGCGGAGAGGGUGUGCGACAUGGCUUUGGACAUGGUCGACGCCAUUACCGAUCUGAAGGACCCCUCCACAGGGCACCAUCUACGUAUAAGGGUUGGUGUCCACUCGGGGGCAGUUGUAGCGGGUAUCGUGGGUCUGAAAAUGCCGCGGUACUGCCUAUUCGGCGACAGCGUCAACACGGCUUCGCGUAUGGAAUCCAGCAGCGAAGCCAUGAAAAUACAUAUCUCUCAGUACACCAAAGAGUGUCUGCCGUCGUCCUACAGGGUGCAGGAACGCGGAGAGAUUCAGAUUAAAGGCAAGGGUACCAUGAAGACGUACUGGCUACUUGGCCGCGAUUGCAGGACCCCAGUACCUAGGCUUGCGCGCGAUGUCAAGUGCGCGUCGCAGGAAGCGAUCGCUGUUAGCAGGACAUCGCUCACCGCCAGCCCUAAAGAAUUCGGUCGUACGGUAGCGUACUCGCCCAUCACUUUCCAAGAUGUCGCCCGGCGCAGUAUAGCGAGCUCGCCGAUUAAGUCAUCGAUAUCGAGCAGAGAUUUUAGGUCAAAUUCCGCCGGUCCCGGAUGUCCUCUCUGGGACCCGGACAUCGUAUUCGGCUCGCCCGUUUCCCUGCGCGAAGAUAUCGAAGAUCGAGAAGACGAUGACGACGAUGUCGACGACUUCGUAAUGAAUCCGCAAGGCAUCGUCGAUCCCGCCUGCGCACCCGGUAUACUGGUAAGGAGAUCGACGGACGGUAACUAUCUCCUAAAGCCUCCCGAUGGGUUGGCGAUGAAGAAGGUUGAAAUUGGUGGCGUAGAGAACGUGGGUGAACAGACAGAGCCGAGGACGGAGCCCGAGUUCGGGAUCUCGAUGUACAAGUACGCGAAGAGGCUGCACAAGAAACGCGAUUGUCUUCAUCGCAAGGACUUGUCCGAAUCCAAGAGUGACGGCGACCUCAAGAGAAAAGAUGUGGCGAAAGUGGGAGUCCCAUACAGCAAGAGUCAGCAACACUUUGACAAGACCGCGCAGAAACAUCAACAGUGCUGCUCGGGUUUCAGUCCCGCGCAGAGGCACAGACUGCCGCACAAUAACUGCGCGAUCAUUUAGGCGAAACGGAUGUGAACGUAUUUUGAACCCCGUAGAGACCAUCACCGACGAUAAUCGAACAGAAAACAAUAAUACUCCCCGCUCUGUCACUUGUGUUUAGUCAAUAAUUCUACUUUGACACCCGGCGGGCUUCCCAUCCCUCGUCACAUUCGUUCUUGCUCACAAAAAUUAAGAAGGCGUUAAAUGUUUGAUUAUUAUUAUUAUUAACGUCUUUAUUCAUCAUAAAUUACAAAGGAAAAACAAAAGAAACAAUGGAAAAUAUAACAAUUGCAUUACAUGCUGGAAUGGACGUUUUUAAGCUUAACCUAACCGGAACAACAAUAAUUUAUACUAAAUCCUAAAUAAAAACAACAUUGAUAUGUAAUUACGGAAUGUUACCUGCAGAUAACAACUGAUCCUUGAGUCUCUUUUUAAAAGUUUUGAUCGAACAUUUAAGUGACCCAGCUUCAUAUCGAAAAAAAGAAAAAAAAAAAAAUAAACAAGCACUAAAAGGUGGACAGAGAGAAAGGAAUUAAUCUUUGUGUGAAGGGACUUUUCUCUGUUGGGGAUUGUUGGCCGAAGUCAGUCUAGUAACUCUUCCUAUGCCAAAAGUUGAUCCCCUGUCUUUCUCUACACCUAUACAACUUGCUGCUUUAGGGUAUCUAUCCCAGACUCUUCCUCAAACACUCUAUUCGUCGUCUACAUCAUCUUUAAAAUAAUCUUCCUUCGAGUAUUUUGUCGUUGGAGUGGGGAUGGACUUGAGUUACGAUAAAGGGAUUGUGUGUGAGAAUGAAUGGGUAUUGUUUAAGGUUUUUAGUGCCUCAACUGUUAAUUCCUGAUUAUUCACCACUAGUUUGUUCUUUCGCAUCUUUGCGCUAAAUUAUUUCGAUUUAGCAAGGUUUGAAAAUUCAUAUAGAAUUUUAUUUUCCUCUCUUUUCUUGUGUCAGAUCUUGUCACACUUAUGACAGCAUUUUUCAAUUUUCUCGCAUUUUUAAGUACAUAUUGUUUACUUAGUUCACUGAUAAACUUUCCUAUAACUUGUCUGUAUUUCCCAUGUUUCCUUUCAUCAAUUUUAAAGAAAUUAUCAAGAUCACCGAUUUUUAUGCUAACGUCUAGCCUAUUAUUGAAAACAUCCAGCAAAACUUCUUUUAGUGGUACACUUUCUUCCUCAGAAAGCCCAAAUACAAGAAUGUUUUUCCUCUUUGAUAUCUUGAAAUGCAAUUUUUUGUUUAAGCUUAAUAUUUGCCGCUUGGAGGGCUUCCACUGAAGUUUUUCAAGUCAGAAAAACCUACCUUGAAACAUGCACGUUCCCUGCUUUAUAUUUCCUACACUGUUUCUGAUUUUUUGAAACAGCUCAAAAAUGUUUUCCUUCGUAACGGAGCCCAUGAUAUUACGGCAGCAGCACAGUCUAGUAAGUAACCAAAACUGUGGCCACGCCUCGAACGCAAGCGUACCGUGUUUUGUUAUUUAAACCGACAAAAUGUUGACUUGAUAAUUCUAUAACCACCAUUCUUUUUGCAACCAAUCGACUUACCUGACCACCAACACAUUCGCUUAUUUCUUCAGUCGCCUUACAUUAGUAGUACGACAAUUCCAACGACAAACCAUCCACUUUAAAUCACUAGAAUUUGAAAAGUUUCGAGAGCAACUCCCGAACGAUAUAUAUUGCCACUUGCCUCUAAAUUUACGAUCGUGGUCCAAUGUUGUUGUUGUGCUGUUGUUCUGUUAUUCUGUUGUGACUGAGUAUAAAAAUACGUAUUUAUACUAUUAUUUGAAACCACAUACAUGGAAAAGAGGUUGGAUUGGAUUGGAUUUACUUCUAAUGGGCACGACUACAAUGGGUCAAACAUCCGGAAACCGUGUUAACUCACACAUCAUGUAAUAACAUAUCACAAAUCCAUAAACAUCCGCAUAAGACGAACACUAUUUCCAAAAUUUAUAAGCACUGCGCCUUGAUCACUUCAGAUAACAAAUACACACAACAGAAUUUAACAUUAAACGACACUAAUUUCAAAUAAUUUCUACAGUUUUUGGAACCGGGCAGGAGCAACGUUCGCCACGUGCAAUGGUUCGUUUCCGACCCGGAAAAGAGGUUACAUCUUGGCAGUCAACCAUUUAACGUCUUUCUUCUUCUUUACUUCUAUUGGCCAGACCUGCUAGGAUCAAACGGUCAGUUUACAACUGUGGUUCAACUUUGACACAAGUUAGAUUCACAAUAUCGGAUCGACACAUUUACUGGAACUUGUUGGCAAAAACAAAUAAACUCUGUUCACUUUGUGGAUGGCAUUGCGUAUGACUGGUCGUUCCUUGUUGACUCCCUGCAGAUUCUGCUGUUUGCGAUAGAUAUCUCUUGGUAUCAGUUCUAAUUGCGAUUGUAGUCUAGGUUUUGAGUGUUUACAGCCCCGCUAUUUUCGUUGUUUGCCCCGGUUGGAAACCGGAUAGACCGGCAGAACUGGGAAAGUUUUUUUUUUGUAUGAGAAGCCAAGUAAAUGCCGAUAAAUACAUUAGCAAAUUCAGAAGUUCUGAGUUCCAUUCCAAUUUUAUUGACACCGUUCCUGUUAAACUUUUCAAUUCGCUCGCUCAAUUUUAGCAUGAUGAAAUAACUUGCCCAUGUCCAUAGGGUGAAUAUUCCCUACCUUCUCCACCAUACCCUCCAAGAUGACAAGGAAUGGACCUUUAUCUUUAAGUAAAUGUCUGGUCUUGCUAUUCACAGUUCGCCUAAUUUUUGCAGUAAUCCUUCCCACUUCUGGAUUAACUUGGAUGCCCUCGGGAAACUGAGAUUUAAUUAAAUUAAUUUCUUGGUUCAGGAGAUGAAGCUUUUCGUUACAUGGCACGUCAAAGUACUACACUUGAAAUAAAGCAGCUAUAAAAAAUGAUUCACCUUGAAGGAUCGCAAUAACGAACAAAGUUCCUUGAUAAUUUUUUGUUUAGCUGCGUUUCUGUUAUUUUUACGUGACGAAUGCCGCAGAAUCAUUUUAAAUAAAUAGCGUUUUGUCGUUGUUUAACUUUUAAGACGAAAUGCACACUUCCGGGCGCCAAAGUAAAAUUGGCGCUUAUAGACACAAGUAGCGUUGCUCUAUAUCUAGGAGGCGGUUGUGAUUGUGUUUGAGAGAAUCGGGCGAGGCUGAUUCUUAGAAAAAUGUUAUUUUUCCAUGUAUAGUUUAGUGAAUAAUAUGUUGAUUAAAUAUCAAACGAAUUUAAAUGCCCGAGUUUUAUUAUGGGUACCUUCAAUCGCGAUGGCGAUAAGCGCAGAUUUAUGGCGGCUAUGAACAGCCUUCGCUAAAAUGAAGAAGUAAGUCAAUGCGGUAUUUGUAGUUAGUUUGUGUAGAUUAUGAUGCAUCGCAUUAGAAAAUAAGUUUUUUACCAUUUAACAUUUCUAAUUAAAAACUGGCACAUUGUAUGCAGGUAUUUACAUACUAUUUACGUAAUCGUUUUUCGAA